CUCCAGGCUCCGCCCAGUCAGGUGGGAGUGCCUGCCUGUGAUUGGCAGAAAGUUACAAAGGAGGAUGGUAUUUAUUGCAGCAUCCCAGUGGCUUGGAGAGCAGACUGUGAAGUUGGGUUAGUGUGAUUGCUGCGCUGGAAGGACUGUGCAUGCCGAAGGGAGCCUGGAAGAUCACCCUAUCUAUGGUUUAUCCUUCCUUCUCCAAGAGACUCUGCACACCCCCACCUCUGUGAGCAGCCUGUAGUGGGCCCUCCACCCUUCUGCACAUUUUAUAUAUAUAUACAUAUAUAUAUAUUUUUUUUCUCCUUGCACCCCUCUCACCAUCUGAUUCGCAUGAAUCUUUUGGAUCCUUUCAUAAAGAUGACAGAAGAGCAAGAGAAGUGCCUGUCUGGGGCCCCCAGCCCUAGCAUGUCUGAGGACUCUGCUGGCUCCCCUUGCCCCUCUGGUUCUGGAUCAGACACAGAGAACACCAGACCCCAAGAGAACACCUUCCCCAAGGGGGACCAGGACAUGAAGAAGGAGACAGAGGAUGAGAAGUUCCCGGUCUGUAUCAGAGAGGCGGUCAGCCAGGUGCUGAAGGGAUAUGACUGGACCCUGGUGCCCAUGCCAGUCAGGGUCAACGGAUCCAGCAAGAACAAACCGCAUGUCAAGAGGCCUAUGAAUGCCUUCAUGGUGUGGGCACAGGCUGCCCGGAGGAAGCUGGCAGACCAGUACCCCCAUCUGCACAAUGCGGAGCUCAGCAAGACCUUGGGCAAGCUGUGGAGGCUUCUAAAUGAAACCGAGAAGCGCCCUUUUGUGGAGGAAGCGGAACGUCUGAGAGUCCAGCACAAGAAGGAUCACCCAGACUACAAGUACCAGCCCCGCCGUAGAAAGUCUGUGAAGAAUGGGCAGUCUGAGCAGGAGGACGGCUCCGAGCAAACCCACAUCUCCCCCAACGCCAUCUUCAAGGCCCUGCAGGCCGACUCGCCCCACUCUGCCUCCAGCAUGAGCGAAGUGCACUCUCCAGGAGAACACUCAGGACAGUCUCAAGGUCCACCAACUCCGCCGACCACCCCUAAAACAGACGUGCAGCCUGGCAAGCCAGAUCUCAAGCGCGAAGGCCGCCCCCUCCAGGAGAGCGGCCGCCAGCCACCCCACAUUGAUUUCCGCGACGUGGACAUCGGAGAGCUCAGCAGCGAGGUCAUCUCCAACAUCGAGGCCUUCGACGUCAACGAGUUUGACCAGUACCUGCCGCCCAAUGGCCACCCCGGAGUGGCCUCCACGCAGGUGACCUACACGGGCAGCUACGGCAUCAGCAGCGCCACCAGCGGUCCGGCCGGAGCCGGGCACACGUGGAUGUCCAAGCAGCCCCAACCGCAACCUCAACAGCCCCAGCAGCAGCAGCAUGGUUUGCCAACUCUGACCGGCGAGCAGAGCCAGUCCCAACAGAGGACACACAUCAAAACCGAGCAGCUUAGCCCGAGUCACUACAGCGACCAGCAGCAACAGCAUUCCCCGCAGCAACUCAACUACACCUCCUUCAACCUCCAGCAUUACGGGUCCACCUACCCAACCAUCACCCGCUCUCAGUAUGACUACGCCGAACACCAAGGCUCAAACUCCUAUUACAGUCAUGCCGCGGGCCAAAGCUCAAGCCUCUACUCAACGUUCAGCUACAUGAACCCCAGUCAACGUCCCAUGUACACACCCAUUGCAGACACAACCGGGGUCCCGUCCAUCCCCCAGACCCACAGCCCCCAACACUGGGAGCAACCGGUCUACACACAGCUGACCAGGCCAUAGACUAAUGACUAUAGACUACUGAAAAAGGACAGUUCACCCGACCACCAGUCAAGUAGUGCCCUUAUCUGAGGCAUGGCACAACGCCCUCUGCUGGCAGCCAGCAAAAUAGGUGUCACUCUUCCGUCAAGGUACUUCCUCAUCUUCUGUCUCGACAGAUAAAAACAAGAGAAGAUACUUUUUUUUUUUUUUUUUUUAAAACCUUCAACUUGAUUCUCAAAGAGACUUUUUUUUAUUUUUUUUAAAAAAAACUCUACAUCCUCUGUGAGGACUAGACUCUAUCUGAUAUAUUUUUUAGUAUGUACUGUGUAUGUUUUAUUACAUUUUUAUUGGGGGUUUAUACAUUUAUAUAUUAGAGAAAAACAAAUACAUUGUAAGGAUAAAAGUGAAAAAAAAACAUUUUUUUUUUUUCUUUUUUUGAUGCUUCAACUGCUCGAGUAGUUUUAUAUCUUUUAACUUUUCAUUCAACUGAAAGUAUUUUUGUAAAAAAAAAAAAAAAGGAAAAAAAAACA
Messenger RNA from Rana temporaria (common frog), 2291 nucleotides. It is a transcript of the gene SOX9, whose product is annotated as SRY-box transcription factor 9. Bases 334 to 1782 code for a protein of 482 amino acids. Gene Ontology annotation, molecular function: DNA-binding transcription factor activity, RNA polymerase II-specific; RNA polymerase II cis-regulatory region sequence-specific DNA binding. Lineage: Eukaryota; Metazoa; Chordata; Amphibia; Anura; Ranidae. The transcript has 3 exons. Gene Ontology annotation, biological process: heart development; negative regulation of transcription by RNA polymerase II; positive regulation of chondrocyte differentiation. The record is from RefSeq and is a predicted model, not a curated record. Gene Ontology annotation, cellular component: nucleus.